UUCAGUGGCCAGAGUUUUGUGAACAGUUAAACAAUAAAGAUUGUUACGCGAUGUUUGCUGCUUUGAUUUUGACAUGUUUCUUCCUGAGCAGCUCGAUUGCUAAACAGUUCAUUUGCGGAAUACCCAAAGUUCACAAAGGGCCGACUAUUAAAGGGGGCAACUCCGUCAACAGCGGAGAUUGGCCCUGGCAUUCAGCGGUUUAUCACAAAGAUAGACAUUCAUUCCGAUAUGUCUGUGGCGGAACUCUCAUAAGUGAAGAAUUCGUGAUAACGGCAGCUCACUGUCUGUUUAACGUUGACAACAACCAGCGUUUGAACGGGAACAGAAUUUUCGUUCGACUUGGAGUUUACAAUUUGGACGAAAUUAGUGAAGAAACCAAACAAUUCCCAGUUCAAAGGUUACAUAUUUAUGCUAACUUCAGUAGCAGAAAUUUACAGGACGAUAUUGCCAUCUUGGAACUGGCCGAAGUCGCUCGAUUUACAAAUUACAUUCUGCCGGCAUGUUUGAGUAUGGAAUCCACAAGCUCUCAAGGAACAGUAAUUGGAUGGGGUCUGGUGGAAAAUGACGAAAUUUCCCCGGUCCUUAAGAUAGCGCGUCUUCCCGUUAUCGAUACAUUGAACUGUCUAAUCAGUGACCGAGACUAUUUCGGACAAACGCUCGAUAAUGGAAUGUUCUGUGCUGGGCACAGGAAUGGAACAACGGUCUGUAAUGGGGACAGUGGAGGUGGAUUUUUCGUCAAACAUGGCAGUAGCUGGCACCUGCAAGGGAUUAUCUCUUUCAUAAAGAAGCGUCCUGACCAUUCCAACUUUUGCACCACGGAUAGCUAUGCCGGAUUUACGAACGUUACGGAUUACAUCCCCUGGAUCAGGAACAUAACUAGCAUUCGACUGAAAGAAAAAGCCUCAUGCUCCCAUGGAAAACGUAAGCUGAAGAAAAAGCACUUCCAUGGAUCAAGGGACGAAACGGAAUCCGAAGAGAUAUUCAUACUGGCCGGGGUAUGGACUACUUCAUAACAAAUUGGCAUGGGAAGAUAUUCCAUUUGUGAGAUUACAAUAGUAUCGAAAAAAUUUGUGGUCACUUCAAGUGGAUGCGUAUCAGAUACACCAGGGAAUAUGUUUGUAAAGGUAGGCCGAAAGAAGGAUAGUUUGGGAUACAUGGAGUAUAGUCAAGUGCUUAAUGUUAGUAAGGUGAUAAAACGCGAAGAUUUUUUCGCAAUAUUACAACUUAGCUCUGAAUUAGCUAAUGUUUUCCGAUCACGUUCAGCCAAUUUGUCUAUGGGAAGGCGGCACACCACAAGAGCACAUUGACGGUCAAAUUGGAUACAUGGCAAGUGAUUAUAUAACUUUAGGUUCUCAUCAUUUCGGUGAAGAGAGAGAUGAAUGACAUUCUGGUGUUAAAAUCCUUAUGAUGAAAUAAAUAAAAAAAAAAAUCGGUGAAGACGUUGAAAAGAAGGCACGCGAUGCAAUCACUUUCGAAAUAAUUCCCAGCGCAGUGUUGGGGGAAAUAAAAAUCCUUAAAGCAGCCGUUUGUUAAUAGCAGCUUAAAGCUAAAAAAUAUAAACUUUAUUCAGUAUAAUUUUUAAAGAAAGGAAAAUGUUAAUCUUACAUUUGGUUUACUACCCACGAUCUACAAAUUUGCUUUGCUCAACUGGCGCUUCUGCGUUGCACAAAGUGCGAUUUGCACCAGUUCCUAAUAAAUUUAGUUCUAAGUUACAAAGAUGAAUACAUCGAAAAUACGUUUAGUAACUUACGUGAGGAAUAACUAGGCAUAUAAUUGUUCGGAAUAGGUUUACUUUAGAUAAUAGUUUCUACGCUGACUUCAUCUAGCGCCUGCGGAGUAAUUGAUUUUAGGUUAUAGUAGGACAAUAUAGGAAACUAGGUAUUAUUGUUAACUCACAUCAAUCGAUUUUGUUAAAUUUCGAUCACUAUACCAGCGUAGAGUAAUGAUGAUUAUAAACUUUGUAUUUAAAUCUUAUGUAUAAAUGACUUUAAAGCGAAAUAAUCUCAGCAAUACGAAUGGCAAGAACUAAUAUCACUCCUCGUUUUCAAAUUGUUCUUCGUCACUUCCGUUGGUAAUCUCGAUUCUGGUUAUUUGACAGUUCUCUUCAACUGGUCCUUCUCGUCGUGGUUUUGUUAGGCGUUACGCCUGCCAAAACGACAUCCAGAUAUCGAAAGCUUUUUAGGAGAUAAACUGUUUUGUGCACGCAUGCUCAGUGAAAAAAUCAUUCUUGUCCAUCAAGGUUCGGGUCUUUACAUACAUCAUAAUAAUCGAUGGGUGCUACGAGCAAUGUCACUGUACAGGCUCACACCAGAUAAAAAUUCUGUAGCACCUUUCGUAGAUGUUAGCAGAUAUUUAACUUCCGAUACGGAGCUCUAAGCAGAUGCAACCUUAGGAGUGUAGCUAUCUAUAGUGCUGAAAUAACGUGUUCUACCAGGGCAACCAAUUUUUCAUUCUAACACGAAUAAAAAUUCUUGUUCGGUUGCCAAUUUAACAAA
Messenger RNA from Uranotaenia lowii, 2495 nucleotides. Its product is annotated as coagulation factor XI-like. The coding region runs from base 51 to 1013 and encodes 320 amino acids. The record is from RefSeq and is a predicted model, not a curated record. Gene Ontology annotation, molecular function: serine-type endopeptidase activity. Gene Ontology annotation, biological process: proteolysis. The transcript has 2 exons. Lineage: Eukaryota; Metazoa; Arthropoda; Insecta; Diptera; Culicidae.